This is a messenger RNA of Geodia barretti, 954 nucleotides long. The record is from the annotation of a GenBank genome assembly. NCBI's taxonomy places the organism in Eukaryota, Metazoa, Porifera, Demospongiae, Tetractinellida, Geodiidae.
AUACACGCAUGCGCACCGAGAACGCCCUCUGGCCUCGUACACGUUGGAUCUCCGCGACACAGCCGUAAGUAAUCCCUCUCUCUCUCGACCAUCCUGACUGUAGAGCUGCGUAUGAGACUAGGGAUAGGUUCUAGAUAGAAUUCUGUUGACUGCCGACUUGCAGAUGGCGCUAGUAGCGGGGACAAAGAUCAUCAAACCGGCCGGAGAAAGGUUGGAUAAACUUGAAGAAGCUGUGUCACAGGCGCUGGUGGAGCUAGAAGCGACCACGGAUAUCCGACAGAUCCUGAGGGACGUGUUUUUCCUAGGAGCCCGCGAGGUGGAUGCGGCGGGGAAGAAGGCCAUCUGUAUCUACGUCCCCGUACCUCAGCAGCAGCAGUUCCAGAAGAUACAAGUGAGGUUGGUUCGAGAGCUGGAGAAGAAGUUCAGCGGUCGACCGGUGGUGUUCAUAGCUCAUCGGAGGAUCCUCCCCAAGCCAAAGAGAAACCAGCGGACCAAACAGAAACAGCUCAGACCACGGAGUCGUACACUGACGGCAGUCCACGAUGCCAUUCUCCAAGACCUGGUCUUUCCAGCCGAGAUUGUGGGCAAAAGAAUUAGAGUCAAACUGACGGAUCACGACUCAUCAAAGUGCAUUUGGAUAAGACCUCGCAAACAACUCUGGAACACAAGGUGAAUUAUUGUCCAACUAUCUGUAUACAUUCCCGGUGGUAUUGAGUUGUGUGUGCCCCUCCCCCCUUCUCGUAUGCUCUCUCUCUCUCUCUCACACACACACACACACGCACGCACAGCUGGAGACAUUCACAGCUAUCUACAAGAAGCUGACGGGAAAAGACGUCACUUUCGAAUUCCCCGAUCCCCUGGUCUAGCCGCGUGAACUAUAGCUCCAAUAAUAAUAUUGUAAAGCUCUUCCAUCUGUAUAGAGUUGUCCGUUCCAAUAAAACGAAUUUUUGAGAC